AUGCAGCUGGGCCGACAGCUUUGGCGCGCUGUGCCGAGCGGCGUCGAUGGACUGGCGGCAGCAGUGCGCAAGACCCCGUGGCGGCUGAGCCGUGAUCAUCGCGAGGCUCUGCAAGAUCGGCUGAAGCUAUCGAAAGAGAAGCUGCUCGAGUCUUUGACGACACAUCUUGGAGGCAGCUGCCCCGUCGCUGUGGGGCUCAUGCGCAGCGGUGACGUUCUCCUAGGUCCUGCCCUAGACCUGGCCCAGCAUCGCCUGAGCGCGACACAGGUCCUCGUUGCCAAUGCUCUUCUUUGUGGCGAUGCUUUUGAGGCCAUUGGCUGCCGCGAGCGUCCCAGAGGCGGUUCUGUGGACCUGCUGCGGCAGCUGGAGAACUUCCCAGAGGUGAAGUGGUUCGGUGGUGAAGAAGCUCCGGGCUCCUUCGAGGGCCUCUUUGCCCAGCGCUGCGCUGCAGAUGCGCGGCUCGUGGAUGUCAUUGGAGCAGGUCACGGCUGA
Symbiodinium sp. CCMP2456 is the source of this 492-nucleotide messenger RNA. The record is from the annotation of a GenBank genome assembly. Lineage: Eukaryota; Dinophyceae; Suessiales; Symbiodiniaceae.